CUGAGCGGGGUGCUGGCUGCCCGAGCCCAGGGUGCCCAUUGGCAGUCAGCGCCUGCCUGUUUCCCCAGCGUCCUGACGGUUGGCAGUCGGGGCUCCAGGAGGCUCGCCCUGCGACCGUCCUCAGCGUGCACGCACUUGUCCCACGGAUCCCUGGCUGUGCUGUUUGCAUUCUGAGCGCUGAGCCCAUGGGGAUUCCAGCGUGGUUCAGACUUUCCACUUGAAGACAUCGCCCUCCCUUCCUGGGAAAGCAGAAGUGAACUCGCCAAAGGGGGGCGGCCGUGCUCAGACUCACUUGACGCAGGCAUCCGUGGAGGUCCUUUCGCCUACAUGCCCAGGAUGACAGCUUGGCGGGGGCCCGUCUGGCUCACCUUCCUGUGUUUUGUGAUCCACGCCCGAGGUCAAGGUGACUUUGAUUUGGCCGACGCUCUGGAUGACCCUGAACCCACCAAGAAGCCGAUCUCAGAUAUCUACCCAAAGCCGAAGCCCCCGUUUCAUCCGCAACCCGGAAAUCCCGACAGCAGUGGAAAUAUCUACCCAAGGCCAAAACCACCACCGCCUCGUCCACCGCCUGGCCAUUCCGACAACAGUGGAGGUUACUUCGGUGACGUGGACCACAGCGAUGGCCGCUACCCGCCCAGGCCGAGGCCGCCGGCAGGCGGCGGCGGGGGCGGCGGCUACAACAAUCCCGGUUAUGACAGCUAUGGAAACUCACACGGCGGAGGGCGCAAUCGACCCAAUUCAGGUGGAUACAAUCAGGGUGCAGGAGGGUAUUCAACCUACGGCCACCCACACGGAAAUACGGUGGCAAAAAUCGUGUCUCCUAUCGUCUCGGUCGUGGUGGUGACCCUGGUGGGGGCAGCGGUCAGCUAUUUCCAACGCAACCGGAGGAGAAAUUGUUUUCGGACAAAUGCCCCAGAGAACGUCUGAGCACCUCAGCGUCACUUCGAGGAAAGUUCAACCUGGGCAAGAACUGCGUUUCUCACUCCUUUGAACAGUUCCUUUCAUUCUUGGCGUAAUUCACCUCCCUCAAAUGUUAUGUCUCCCGUUGGAAAUAGCUGAGCUGCCUCCCACAAAAUCCUCAAUUUGUCGGACGUGGUGCGUUUAUAAAGAUUACUUACACAGCCGGACAUGCAGUGGUCGAAAGGGGUGGCCUCAUCCCUUGGUUCCAUUGUCCCCUUGGAUGCAGAGGUGACGAGUCUGCUCUGGAAGAUGAAGAACACGGAUGGGGUUUCAAACAGGUUUCAAAAUAAGCAGCCUGAGCCAUGCAACGUUCUCCGCGUAUGAGGGAAAUCGUGAGAAACGAUACCCAGCACUACAAGUAAAGUGGGCACGAGGCAUGCAUGGUGCUGGGGCUGACGGCAGGUCAGCUCUGGCUCGUCUGCGUGCAACACGUUUGUCACCUGCAGGAAGGGAGGCUGGAUGGGGGAUUUUCAACUGCAGAAUCGCUCGGGUUCAAACCGUCUCGGACACUCGGUCGGUCUGGGGAUCGUUUUCCCUGUGAACUCUUAGGGUUUCCAUGGUGUUUUUGUUUGUUUCUUUGUUUUGUUUUCUUGGAAACUAUGGGACAGACCUAGCGAUUUGAAGGUGUUGAAGCUUUUCGUAGUAUUUUUAGUCUUUGGUACUCUGUAGGUGCCAGUUCUUGAGGCAAGUGCAUACGUGGCUUUCCUUGGCUUAUACAUUUUCUUUGUGCUGGAGUAGAGAGCCUUAUAUCCUCAGACAUCUAAACAUUCGAGUAGCUGUUUGCUUUUAUUUUAGGACUGCUUUCGGCGAGAGGAAAACGGAAGGUGUGGGUAUAUUGGAAUAGCUUCAUUCAACGACUGUUCAUGUUUACAGGACUUUCAGACUUUGCUGUAAGUCUCAGAACCAAAGGUGAGGACCUUUGUUGUAAACCAGAGCUCAGAGUCCCACACGUGCGUGCUUUGUCAUCAGCACUAGGGAUUCGGUGCUAGGUAUCCAGAGAGAGAGUCAAAAGUACAAAGCGUUCGAAAAAGAACUUCAAAGUACUGGUGCCGAUGAGAUGUGUCAGAACCGCAUGUCUCACGGGAUGGAUCGACGUGGGAUUCGAGCAAUUUGAAGACCGCCUGUGUUCCCUAUAUCACUAUGAACAUUCUGUGAGGUGUCUCAGCUCAGGUACAGGGUUCCUGUAAGUGAUGGAGCCUAAUGCCCCCUGAACAUGUUCCAUAUAUGCGUUCCAGUGUGCGUUUAAAACUUCUGUUUAAAAAGUUUGUGUUUACUGCACACACACACACACACACACACAUUCACACGUAUAAAUAUAUAUGUGGAAUUUAAGCAUUUUAAUCGACAGAUCCACCUGUUUUCUGCAGCUGUCUUCAAUAACUUUUCAUCAUUUA
Messenger RNA from Rhinolophus ferrumequinum (greater horseshoe bat), 2354 nucleotides. It is a transcript of the gene XG, whose product is annotated as Xg glycoprotein (Xg blood group). The transcript has 11 exons. Bases 328 to 927 code for a protein of 199 amino acids. Lineage: Eukaryota; Metazoa; Chordata; Mammalia; Chiroptera; Rhinolophidae. The record is from RefSeq and is a predicted model, not a curated record. Gene Ontology annotation, biological process: homotypic cell-cell adhesion; positive regulation of neutrophil extravasation; T cell extravasation.